CAUUCCGCGGGAGGGCGGCGCGGGGCGGCGAGGUGCUGCCGCCGCCGCCUCCUCCCCUCACCUCAGGCGCUGCCGGCGAGGAGCGGAGCGGGCCGGGCCGGGCCAGCCCGGGCCCGGCCGCCCGCUGCCACCGCUACCACCACCGCCAUCACCACCACCGCCACCAUACCUCCCCUUCCUUCCCGCUGCCGCCGCCCCCCAGCCGCCACCAUGCAGGAGCUCAUCGCCAGCGUGGACCACAUCAAGUUCGACCUGGAACUGGCCGUGGAGCAGCAGCUGGGGGCGCAGCCGUUGCCCUUUCCCGGCAUGGACAAAUCAGGCGCAGCUGUCUGUGAAUUUUUUUUAAAAGCGGCCUGUGGAAAAGGAGGCAUGUGCCCGUUCCGACACAUCAGCGGGGAAAAGACAGUUGUUUGCAAACACUGGCUACGAGGACUGUGCAAAAAGGGAGACCAGUGCGAGUUUCUGCACGAGUAUGACAUGACCAAGAUGCCUGAGUGUUACUUCUACUCCAAAUUUGGGGAAUGCAGUAACAAAGAAUGUCCAUUCUUGCACAUUGACCCGGAGUCUAAGAUCAAAGACUGUCCCUGGUAUGACAGAGGCUUCUGUAAACAUGGUCCCCUCUGCAGACACCGACACACUCGAAGAGUCAUUUGUGUGAAUUACCUAGUAGGAUUCUGUCCAGAGGGGCCUACCUGUAAAUUCAUGCACCCUCGGUUUGAACUGCCAAUGGGAACCACAGAGCAACCACCACUGCCUCAACCGACACAAACACAGCAAAAGAGGACACCCCAAGUCAUUGGAGUCAUGCAGUCUCAAAAUAACAACACUGGGAACAGAGGACCCCGGCCGUUGGAGCAGGUCACCUGCUACAAGUGUGGUGAAAAAGGUCAUUAUGCCAACAGAUGCACCAAAGGACAUCUGGCCUUUCUCAGUGGACAGUGAAAGAGCAAAACGAAGAGUGCAAGGGAGCUAUUAACACUGAGAAAAGGUUUCUGCCUAGCACUAUGUCUUGAACUAUUAAUCAGGUUGUUUUUUAAUGCCAUUACUGAAAGAACUGGUCAGAGGCUGGCUGCUGCUAAGCAACGUUUUUGUAAUUGUCCACAACUUUUUUUUAUGUUUUAACCUUUUUAAAAUAGAUUUUGGCCUCCGCCUAUUUUCAUUGAGCCCUUGUGAAAGGUAGAUCUAAAAGCCAAUAGAUGCGCAAACCCCCCACCGGUGCAGCAGUCUACGUAAACGCGUCUUACGCCAGUGUUUCUUUAAAGUGUUUUCCUUCUGCCACUUCUCUUUGGAGAACCUGCAGCGUUUCAGCCCUCCCUGUGGAAGCAGGAAGACUGACUGGGAAAGCUAAUGCUUGAAAUGCCUUCCCUUCAGUGAGGAAGCAGGGAUUCUGCUGUCCCGUAGCUCUUAAAAACCGAAGUUGUGUUCCCAGGUCCAGCCUGUUGUAGUCGAUAAGCUUGUCCUGGUGGCUGACUUAACACAUCAUGUACAUCAGGCUGUAAAACUCUCGUCCACUUGCUUUGUUUCUGUGCUUCUUGCUAUACUGAAGGUUAGAAAUUAAUCUUCUGGGUGAGAACCGAUCGAGGGGAGAAUAAAUUGGCAUCUCUGUGGUUAGCCAAACAAUAGGAACAAUGAUUGUAGGAAAGCCGCAUCUGUGCUCAUUUUCCAUUUGCAAAAAGCAAGGAGGGAAAUGAACACGGCUUGAAGAGUAGGAAUAGAAGAGCCUUGUCUCGGCCCCCCCAUCGUCCAGCUCACACUGAGCAGGUAUUUCCAUAGCCUAGAGAAGACCAAGAAGUGGAGAUGUGUAUUCUUAGAGAAGACUGCUUUUAAAAGUGGUAGAGCAUUCUUCUGAGAGCAAUUUUUCCAAGCCAAAACCCAUUCAUUUUGUGAGAAGACUAUUUCAAAAGGGCCAAUGAUAAAAUGUGAAUUAAAAAAAAAAAGUGCACCUACAAUGUGAGCCUUAUUGAUUCUAACCCAUCUUUCAUGUGCUGACUGCCUUUAUACUUUGUUUUUAUUGACAUGUACUGAUGGAAAAAGCUGGCUGUGAAUUUAUUUUUUUUAAGAACAAGGUCAUAUGACUAGAUUAAGAGAAGUGACCAGAGCCUAUGUUGGUUUGAAUGACUGUGGUUAUUUCACUGUGGGGAGUCGGAGUCAGUCAAAAUAGAAGUUUCACGUCUAAGUGACUAUGGUAUGACAGACCAUCAGACACUUCUCACAGUGGCCAAAAUUUGAGAUGCAUUAUCUGUGUUUAACUAGGCACGUGUAAAAGGAACCAAGACACUUCGGUGUCUGGCUACCUUCCCGAUGUAGUUCAGGAGUUUCUGGUCUUCACUAUCUGAACAGAUGUUUUCUGAAACUGAAAGCUUUCCUGUUACCACUGAAGCUCUUGAGAAUCUUCAUAUGCCUCAAGAAGUGGUUUUCACUCUCCCUCCUAUUCAGAAAAGGAUCCUGCAGGCUGUACCUGCAAUGCCCAGCUGCAGUUGCAAGUGUCAGCAGGUAGUGUUGGGACACUGGGAUGCACUUGCUUAGGGGGGUGCUCGAGGAAGGUUCUCAGCAGGGGCCAAAGCCACAGAUGCUCCUUUAAGCUCCAUUUAACCACAUCGUGUCUCCUGUUAAACUUCUCACCGCUGCGUUUAAGUCAAGAAGCAAAGUCUUCCUUCAUUUUAACUUCAUGGACCAUUAAAUUUCUUUUAAGCUCAUACGCA
This is a messenger RNA of Harpia harpyja (harpy eagle), 2702 nucleotides long. RefSeq names its product cleavage and polyadenylation specific factor 4 (gene CPSF4). Gene Ontology annotation, molecular function: RNA binding; zinc ion binding. Bases 211 to 942 code for a protein of 243 amino acids. The transcript has 8 exons. NCBI's taxonomy places the organism in Eukaryota, Metazoa, Chordata, Aves, Accipitriformes, Accipitridae. The record is from RefSeq and is a predicted model, not a curated record.